Mizuhopecten yessoensis (Yesso scallop) is the source of this 3035-nucleotide messenger RNA. RefSeq lists its product as uncharacterized. NCBI's taxonomy places the organism in Eukaryota, Metazoa, Mollusca, Bivalvia, Pectinida, Pectinidae. The transcript is spliced from 2 exons. The record is from RefSeq and is a predicted model, not a curated record. The coding region runs from base 709 to 2037 and encodes 442 amino acids.
GAGAUGGAUCCAAGGUACCCGUGUAAACAAGUGUCCUGUCGAUAGAAGUCCAGUCUGUCCUUGCCGCGUCGAUAUUGGAGGUUCGCAUGCCAAGUGUUAAUCUGCCCUAGCUGUUACUAUGGCUGAAGGCGGCCCCUCUCCAGAACUGGACGAACACUUGCUGGAGUGUCCAAUAUGUCUGGAGCGACUUCGACAACCCAAGUCCUUACCCUGCCUCCACUGCUUCUGUCAAGAAUGUCUCGGGAUCUACAUCACCAAUGCGUCGACAACGGCAUUCCCCUGGCCUGUCUGUAGGAGGAUGACUCAGCCCCCCGCCAAUCAAACGGAAGCUAAGGACAAAUGGGCAGAACAGUUCCCGACUAAUGCUGAAAUCCAGAAGCUUAUCCCGCUCAGGGAACGUUCGUCUGAACCACUGUACUGCAAACCCUGCCAGACAAGAGGUGACCUGACAAAUCCAGCGAAAUUCUGGUGCAAGUUAAUGAACUUGAAUUUGUGCGAAACGUGUAAGGUACAACAUCAUGAUGUCUUACAUAAUGAAUGUGAUAUCUUAGAUAUCACCAGGUAUGAUAGUAGGAAGACAAAACAGGAACAGUCAGUCCCUAAAUGUGACCAACACGACGAGACAUUGAUUUGGUACUGUGAAGACCACAAACGUCUCGGAUGCCACAUAUGUAGGAACAAAGACCAUGUGAGAAGGUGACAACGGCAAUGGAAUAUUUACAGAAGAUAAAAGCCGGUUCACAACUAGACGAGAUGGAGAUGGCACUGAAGAAAGGAGCACAGGCCAUGACGUCAUUGGUGAAGGAUUUUGACGAGCAGAUCCAAACUAUGGUCCAAAAUCAGGAAAUCGCACUGCAAAGCAUCAAAGAUCUGCGCCAAAGUGUCGAGGAACAGCUGAACAAACUUCAAAAGGACGUCACUGAUAAGUUAAUAACAUUGUUUAAAGAGGAGAAGGGGAAUAUGGAGGCUUCGUCACGACAAUGUGAACGUCUGAUGAACAGUAUUCUAAAUACACUGAAGUCGUCCGUUACCGCCGCAGAGGAAAACAACACUAUUGAGGCGAUAGUGUUGUAUCAGAGAGGACAGGUAGAAGUGGAGUCGUGUAAGGCCCUGGUCACGGAGAUGAGCACGUCCUUCAUGUCCGUCACCAUUAACCAUCAUAUUGAUCCCAGACUGGUAACCCUUAGCGAUGAGGCGAUGGGGAAGAUCGUAAUCGAGAGACAACGACGUCGUUUUCCUGGUGAUCUUGAUUACCUCACCGUACCUUUGUCAGAGCGUCGUGUGAAAGAAAUAGGGAAGUUUAACGUAAAGACUCUGUCAGAUAAAACUAAUUGUUUGAUACGUGGGGUUGUGUACCUUCCUUAUAAACAGAUAAUACUUAGUGAUUUCAACAACCAGAAGCUGAAGCUGUUUACAGACAAAGGACAGUACCUGGACGAGUUGACCAUUCGUGGAGAUCCCUGUGAUCUGUGUCUGGUAAACAACAAUACCGUGGCGGUCGCUGUCACCAGUCCUGGUGGUGUCCGUGUCGUGAAAGUCGAGGAUUCAAAACUCUCCCUGUCGUCUGAGAUCAACAUGCCUAAUGGUAAAGACUGUUUUGGUAUAACACAUACAGACGGGAGGUUUAUUGUGGGUACAGAUGGAGAAGACGUAUACAGUGUGACUCAGGACGGAGCGACAGAGUUAUUAUAUAAGUAUAACUAUAUCUGUCAUUGCCUCACACAUGAUCCAGUAAAGGGAGACACACUCGUCAGUGUCAGUAACAUCAAACGUCACACGGAUGUGAUGAAGGUCGGUGUCGUGAGGGAUGUAACGGGAAUAGACGUGGACAGGGAGGGUAACAUCUACGUGUGUGGUUAUAGUUCACGCACCUUUGUACAGAUGUCUGGGGACGGGACACGCGUCAGGGAACUGCUGACGUCAUCAGAGGGAAUCUACUCUCCACGGGCAAUAUGUAUUCGUGGCGACACGUUUGUGGUCACUUCUGUAUGUUUUAAAGACCAGGAUAAUUAUGUUCGAGUCUUUCAACUCUACUAAACAUUGUACAGAUAAACACACGGAUGGGUUGAUCACGUGAUGUGUAUAUAUAUCAUAAUAGUCACAUAAUUAUUACAAACGCUGAAACAUUGAGAAGUCACCAUGUUUGUGUACGAUUUAAUUUUGAAACUAUACAUUCAAUAUUACGUAACGUAAAUAAACAGUGAAGGAGAAACUUGUGAAAUAACUUUAUAAUACACAAAGGAGUUUUAUUAUUAAAUCUUAUUCAUUUUCAUUAUAUUUUUGUUUUUUGGAUGCUGUGUACAGCAUUUAUAACGGUCCUCGCCAAGCCUGAACAAAUCAAAACCAAACAACAGACUUUAUUCUUCCCUUCCGCGGCAUAUCUUUAAGUGCUGUGUUGAUUAUUUCAUGGUAUGAUUAAUGCUAUGAAAUGAUGAAAUACAUAUGAAAACGAUCAAUAAAUCAAAGAAAAAAUGUUAAAAUUUACGAAAAGGCGAGGUUUUUUUCAGUGAGUAUCAUGAACUAUAUCAAUCUCGAAUUAUUACGCUUUUUGGACCGAAUAAUUUCUUCAAAAAAACAACCAAACAACACUAUCUCCUUCCGCGAAAGAUCUUUAGAUAAUGUGCUCAUUAUUUUAUGAUAUGAUCAAUGCUAUAAUAUGGUAAGAUUUAUCUGUAUCAGACAAAAAAGGUCAAAGAAAAUAUGUAAAGAUCUUUAACAGUGGCGUUUUUUUAUCUAUGAAUGACUACGCCUCGUAUUCCAAUACUCUAAAGGUGUGUGUGUAAGAGUUUUCUCCCCUUGUUUAUCAUUGCGUAGUUUCAUGCUCGCGACUUGAACGUUCCAUAAUAAUUUGAUUAAUUUAUAGACAGAGGUAUUAACACGAUACUAUAAUUUAAUAUAUUUACUUCGUAGUUCGCUGAAGGAGGGGCAUUUUAGAAUGAAGUGGAAUUCGUCUUCUAUAUCAUUUUUACAGAAAGGACAAAGUCUUAAAUUAUGAGGAUUUUUUCUAUGCCUUCCAGUUUCUAUUAAAAGAUUGA